This is a messenger RNA of Malassezia vespertilionis, 1353 nucleotides long. RefSeq names its product suppressor of rasval19 (gene SRV2). Bases 1 to 1353 code for a protein of 450 amino acids. Gene Ontology annotation, biological process: regulation of adenylate cyclase activity; cytoskeleton organization. The record is from RefSeq and is a predicted model, not a curated record. The transcript has a single exon. NCBI's taxonomy places the organism in Eukaryota, Fungi, Basidiomycota, Malasseziomycetes, Malasseziales, Malasseziaceae. Gene Ontology annotation, molecular function: adenylate cyclase binding; actin binding. Gene Ontology annotation, cellular component: cytoplasm.
AUGGAGCGGCCGCGCGGCGAGAACAUGCCAAGUGCCAGUUGCAUGCAGUUGCAAGAGACGCGCGAAGCACAGGCUCCGACAGUUGCGCCAACCGUGGCGGCGUGGGAUGCACAGGUAGUGCCCGCGCUGGACAAGUUUAUGCAACUGUCUGCUCAGAUCGGCGGCAAUAUCCAGCAGCAGGCGGAGCGAGUCCACACCGCGUUUGCAUCCACACGCGACGCUAUAAUGAUGGCUGGUAUAUGCCAGCGCCCUGCAGAAGGCGCAGCAUCUCCUGUAUUUAUGGAACGGCUCAAGCCACUGCAGGAAAAGCUCAUGAGCGUGGCCACGUUCCGCGACACGAACCGCGGCGACAAGCACAUGUUUAAUCAGAUGAGCACGAUCAGCGAAGGGAUUCCCGCGCUUGGCUGGGUUGCUGUAGAGCCAACACCUGUACCGUACAUUGGUGACAUGAAGGAAAGCGCCGAGUUCUACGCAAAUCGCGUGAUCAAGGAGAAGAAGGAUACGGAUCCCGUCCAGGUCGAAUGGACACGCGCAUUCCUGGGAUUGCUGACCGAGAUGCAGGCCUAUGUAAAGCAGAAUCACGCUACUGGGCUUACGUGGAACAAAGAUGGCGUAUCGCUCGCGUCGUACAAUGUGCAAGAGACGCCAGCUGCGCCAGCACCACUUGCAGCCGCACCAGCGCUGAGCGGCGGCAUGGACGCUCUAUUUGGUCAGAUCAACAAGGGCGAGGGCAUUACGGGUGCCCUCCGCAAGGUUGAUCCGAGCCAAAUGACGCACAAGAACUCUGCCUUGCGUGCGGACAACCACGCUCCACCGCCGAAGCCACAGGUCACGACGAAACCGACGAGCUUCCGCCAGAAGAAGCCGCCCGUGAAGCAGCUCGAGGGCAACAAGUGGAUUAUUGAGAACUAUGAGAACGAAAAGAUUGUGAUCGACGAUACAGCGCUGAGCCACACGGUCACUAUUGUGGGGUGCGAGGCAUGCGUGAUUGAGGUGCAGGGGAAAGUGAAUGCCAUUUCGCUGCUUUCGUGUCGCAAAACAUCGGUGCUCAUCGAUUCGCUUGUGUCCUCGCUCGAAGUCACUCGAUGUGCCUCAUUCACCGCACAAAUUAACGGCUCGACUCCGACCGUUCUUUUGGACAAUGUGGACGGCGCACAAAUUUACCUGUCCGAGCAGGGCAUGCAGACGGAAGUGGUUACUGCCAAGUCCAGCGCACUGAAUUUUAGCGUUCCCGUACCAGGCAUACCCGGAGAGUACGAAGAGCUCGCGCUGCCGGAGCAGAUCAAACACUCGUUUGCGCGCGCGGGCGACAAGGCAAAGGCCACAAGCAUCGUCGUCCACCAUGCAGGCUAG